AUGGAGCAUCAUUAAUACAUAGAAAAAAUAACAGAGGAGAGAAGGAUUCGAGAUGAAUAGUAAAAUUUUAAUUUAGGUUCCUAAGACGCAAACAAAGACUCUUGGAAGAAGAGAAAAUCAAAUAACUAUCGCUUUAGCAAUUAGAGACAAUUAAAUUAUAAUAAUUAAAGGAACUUUAAGAUUCAAGGAGAUUGUAAUCAAAAUUAAAUAUGUCAUUUAUUUAAUUGAAGUCAGAUGAACGAACAUAAAAGGUAAAGGAAUAAAAUAAAAGAGUCAAAUAAUUAUUAGAGUAAUUUAGAAGAGAAAAGUAAGAAUAGGAGAUUAAGCAAAAGUUAUUUGAAUAGCAGAGAGAAGAAGAAGUGAAAUAAAAGCUACUAUAAAUAAAGGAGAAAUUUAAAUUAUUAUCAGCAGAUGAAAUAAAGGAGCACUAAAAUAAAUAUAAGAAAUAUUAAGAGGAGCAUUAAUAAUAAUUGACAAUUUUGAGAGAUCAAAAGAAAUUAUAGGACACCUACUUUUCUCAAUAAGUCUAAUCUAGAUUAAGAAGCAGAACCUAUCAAGCUUAAAUAGAAAUGAUGAAAGAGGAAGAAUAAAAAAGAAAGGAAAAUGAGGACAGAUUGAGAAGACAAAUUAAAGAAAGAUUUGCUUAUGAUCACUUUGUAAAAGAACACUUCUUGCCAAAAGUAUCUCAGAGCAUUGAUUUAACAAGCUAAACAAUUAUUAAUCAAAAAUCGAACAAUCUAAUUCCUUAGAUAAAUAGCGACUCUAAAGUUCUGGGGAAUUUGUAUUUGAGACAAAUAAGAAAAUUGCCUAAAAGACCUAGAAUUAAAUCAUAAGCUGGUGCUGAAUAAUCAUCUUCAUCUACAAUAAAACGAGACUAUUUAUCUGAGAUUCGAUAAUAUUCAAAAAGAAAGACCCCUUAGACUCCCCUUGAUAUUAAAUUUUAAGCUGAAAGGUAUAUAAAUAAUCUUAAAUAUUAAAGAUUAGAAAGAGAGUCUAAAUAAGCAUACACAAAAAAUAAAUUAAAAGGUGAUAAACUUCUAAUGGAAUCAAUAAAGUAAAAAAUGCUCUUAUUAGAAUUAUGA
Molecule: messenger RNA, 1082 nt
Organism: Paramecium sonneborni
Lineage: Eukaryota; Ciliophora; Oligohymenophorea; Peniculida; Parameciidae
Source: the annotation of a GenBank genome assembly